UAUUCAGUGAAUCUUGGUUAAAUAAAUAAUCUUCUAAAUCAACCUUUGCCCAAUCAAAGUCCAGCCUUACUUAUAGAUACCGCCACAGGAGGGACAGCAAAAGAGAAUUCCUGUGAAUGCUGCUCCACACAGACAUACAGAGAUGAUUUCUGUUCUCCAGCCCCGAGAAUGUAAAGUGACCAAAACACCCCAAAAGACUUACGGAUUCUACCUGCGUGUUGAGAAAGACACAGCAGGACAUCUCAUCCGGAACGUGGCAAAGAACAGCCCAGCUGAAAAGGCUGGCUUGAAGGAUGGAGACAGAGUCCUCAGAGUUAAUGGUGUGUUUGUAGACAAGCAAGAACAUGCACAGGUGGUGGAGAUUGUCAAAAACAGCGGGAAUUCUGUUGUACUACUUGUUCUGGAUGAUGCGUCCUAUCAAAAGGCUGAAAAGGAAGGACUAAACUUGGAAGAGCUUGGUCAAAAAGUGUCAACAGGACAGCAACAGGAGCAGCAGUCCCCACCAUCCAUGGUCAAUGGAGCAAUCACCGCAGUUCCACAACCCCGACUCUGCUACCUAGUGAAGGAAGAGAAAGGCUAUGGCUUCUCUCUGAAAACCACAGAAGGACAGAAGGGGUUGUUCAUAGUAGAGCUUUCAUCACAAGGAGCAGCUGCAAAGGCUGGUGUCCAAAAUAACGAUCGCCUGAUUGAAAUCAAUGGAAAAAAUGUGGAAAAUGACACACAUGAGGAAGUGGUGGAAAAGGUAAAGAAGUCUGAGAAUCGUGUUAUGUUUCUACUUUCAAAUGAAGAAACAGACCACUAUUACAAGAGCCAGAAGAUGGUACUGAGCAAAGAGAGUGCCAGCCUGAGAUUGCUUCCCCUCAAACCACGACUUAUUGAGAUCCAGACAGGAGAAAAUGGUUAUGGCUUUUACCUGCGGAUGGAACAAAAUACUGGUGAUCAUGUAAUCAAGGAUGUUGAUGCUGAGAGCCCAGCAGCCACAGCGGGUCUCAAAGACAAUGAUAUCUUAGUAGCUGUCGAUGGAGAGCUGGUGCGUGGUCUGGACCAUGAAAAUGUAGUGGGAAAAAUUAAGCAGUCUGAAGCAAAAACCACACUGUUGGUAGUGGAUAAGGAGACUGAUGCCAUGUAUAAACUGGCUCAGAUUUCCCCUUUCUCUUACUACUACAAAGCACAAGAUCCAACUCCAGCUAAAAUGGAGGAAAGAGCGGAGUUGCACACUGAGCAGAAUGUGAACCACAAGCCAAGAAUUUGCAAGAUGGUGAAAGGGCCUAGUGGAUUUGGCUUCAGUUUAAACAUGAUUAAGAACAAGCCUGGACUGUUCAUCAAUGAGGUAAAAAAACACGGACCAGCUGACACAGCAGGUGUGGAAAAUAACGACUUCUUGGUGGAAGUGAACAGCGUGAAUGUGAUGAAUGAAUCCUAUGACAAAGUGGUGGAAAGAAUCCAAGAUAGCGGUGACAGACUAACACUACUGGUGUGCAGCAAAGAUGCUUACAAAUACUUCCAGGACCAGAACAUUCCCAUCACAGCCUCUAUGGCAGAUCCAGUCUAUGACACUUCUGAACCUCCUGCUUACACAGAAAACCAUCCAUCAGAACCAGAGAGAAACUCAUCUGAGCCAAGGGAAAGGGCAAGCUCAUCCUCCUCUUCACAAUCAGCUGCCUCUACAAGAGCAGACAGUGACAACAGUGACGACACGAAGUUGUGAGGAAACAAACUAUGCCAAGAACAAAAAGUCCUGUAAAGGACUGCAAUCUCUUGCUGAAAUCCAGCUGCCUUAAGUAAACAUUUCAGUGUAAAUUGCAUUCAUUUAACACACUGCAAUUGUACUUCAUUGCUUUCUGCCUUGUAAGGUGGGCAGUUAGUCACUUCCUUCUGUAAAGGCUUAAAUAACUUUAUAUAUAUAAUUAAGUAUAGUGCAGCAGAAGGCAGAAAUGCUUUCUAUUCGUAAGCAUCUUAGCCUUUUAAGGAUAAGCUCUUAAUAAAGAGCAAUUGAUUUCUCCCCAUCUCCCAGGAGAGGAAGUUCUCCCCCUAAUGCAAGUCCGCCAGCUCAAGCUCUGUGGCAACUCUUCUAUGCUAUACUUACUGCUGUACAACUGCUGUGAAGUGGCAUAAGCCAGUGUACUCUCUGCAUUACACUCCUUUCUCCUGGUAACAUCACAAAAAUGUCUUGCAAACAUUAAGCUAACCUCGUAAUUCAUAAAUCAAGAUAUUUAAGCACUAUUCUUUCUCCACUGCAUGCAGUUGUGGAUCAUGGUAGUUAGAACAGCAUACAUAAUUCACUCAUGCAUAUUAUUUAACUCAAAGUAAACACCACAUUGUCUUGAACACGACAUAAAUGGCUUUGUAAUACUGCUGCUGUAUACUCUCUUUGCUGUACACUGAAAACAACCCAUAAAUAAAUUGUUUAGAGUGCCUAUUAGCACCCACA
Molecule: messenger RNA, 2431 nt
Organism: Pezoporus occidentalis (night parrot)
Lineage: Eukaryota; Metazoa; Chordata; Aves; Psittaciformes; Psittacidae
Gene: PDZK1
Product: PDZ domain containing 1
Exons: 9
Coding region: 143-1708 (521 amino acids)
Biological process (GO): protein localization to plasma membrane
Cellular component (GO): apical plasma membrane
Molecular function (GO): protein-membrane adaptor activity; signaling receptor binding
Source: RefSeq, a predicted model, not a curated record